Anisakis simplex (herring worm) is the source of this 330-nucleotide messenger RNA. The record is from the annotation of a GenBank genome assembly. Lineage: Eukaryota; Metazoa; Nematoda; Chromadorea; Rhabditida; Anisakidae.
GAACUUUCAUUUGACGAUGCACUGGUGGCGAAAGACGAAGACGAGGAGGAUGAUUUGUGUUUCGAUGAGAACGGUGUUUGUAUCCUGGAGAUGGAACCGUGGCUAGCAUUCAAAGGAAGAUAUCGGGAUAUGCAAGCAAUUUUGAAGUUACGUUUCAAGCUGAUGUCAUAUUUUUUGGAAGUUAUGAAGAAUCCGGGACGUAGUGAAAGUGCUGAAGACACGGUCAGUAAUCUUGCUUUGUUUGAAAUGUCCUUGUACCGGUUUUACGGAAUCGAUUAUUUUCUGCUGUUUGAUCAAGUUAGAAUGCGGAAAUCUUCCACCAGUGGAUGA